AUGCUGGCCGAAUUUGAUGAAACGUGUAAAAAGAUCGGUCUUCAGCUGAACCGAGACAAGACGAUGUUUAUGGGGAGCGCAUGGGUUUCUGAUGCCCCAUUCACGCUCAACGGUAUGAACAUAUCCGAUUGCUACCAGCUAUGUAUAUCUAGGUCAGGAAAUGAACAUGAUGAACGACCUGACCUCCGAGCUGGUCAAAAGGAAACGAGCGGCUUGGGAAGCAUUCAAGAGCAUCGAGGAUAUAGUGAAGAGAACCAAGAACAUCUGGCUCGGUGCUCGCCUAUUCAGUACAACCGUUCUUCCUGCUUUGGCCUACGCUUCAGAAACGUGGUCGUUUCUGAAGCAAGAGGAAGAGCAAGAGCGACUGGAUACCACAUGACAUCAAACGCACCGCAGAAAGAUCGCCGACCCGAUGGUCAGACCUCUUCACGAAGUCCUUCAAAGAAAAAUACGACGUUGUUCGAGUUCCUCGCGAGAAGAGACGCCACUGGGGAACGCUUGCGCGCGAUCGGAACAAAUGGAAGUAUUACUGGUGCCCCUCGAGAAAAUCUAUGA
Molecule: messenger RNA, 555 nt
Organism: Necator americanus (New World hookworm)
Lineage: Eukaryota; Metazoa; Nematoda; Chromadorea; Rhabditida; Ancylostomatidae
Exons: 1
Coding region: 1-555 (184 amino acids)
Source: RefSeq, a predicted model, not a curated record